GCGGUCCGCUUCUGCUCCGCGGGCCGCAUGUUUUGACACUCGUGUAAGCAGCUCAAGGUUUAUUGAUAAGGCAGCAGCUGAUUGGGGGUUAGGAUCCGUCAAUCAGAGCUCGGAUCUCCGCAGUGGUGGUAGGCUGGUUGGUUGCUGAUGUAGUGUCAGUCUCCAAGUCAAAGGGGGAGAGGUCAGUGUAGCUGUAGCCUAGUUAGCAUACUGUUCUCUGGGCAAAACCAGGAAGUCAGUAAAGUUGAUAAAUAAAUACCAACCCCACUGUGAUUGUUUCUGCAGUGACCUUGAAACAACGGCAUGAGUUCCGCUGCCUCUCCGACCAUCGGGGAGUUGUUCCUCAUCCUCAGAGAGAUGGGAUUUUCAGAGGAGCAAAUCCAGGCGGCAGUGCAGGCGGGACAUUUCUCUGUGCCAGAAGCAGCUGAUUGGCUUUUGCAUGGUCAGUACCCGCGACACAAGUUGGUCAAGCAGUCGUCGCAGUCAGCUGAGACAGCUUUUUCUGCUUUCAACCCUCCCAAAGAGGCAGCCAGCACUUCUCAGUCACCUACAUCUCCCGCUGACAGCGCAGCAGCAUGUCCUUCCUUGGUGCUGAGGCCAUCUCAGCCUGGCUCCCUGUCCCCAGAUCCACUGCCGGUUGAGUCGCGGAUCAAACAGGACAAGAGUGACUUUGAAGAGAAAGAAAGACAGCGCGUUGCUCAAGAAGCGAGAGCGGAGAGAAAACAAAAGAAACAGGAGCGUGAGCUUGUGUUGAAGCGGAUAGCUGACGAUCGCAAGAGCUUGCAGCAGAAGAGCCACGCUAGCUCUGGUGCAGAGACGUCUCCUCCCAGUGGUGAAGGGCAGAAGCUCGGAGGAAAGGUUCAGACAAACCUGGAUAACAACUGCAUUCUCAUGAUUCGGCUGCCAUCCGGUGAGUCCAUGCGUGAACGCUUCUCCGCUGAUGCUCCUCUGCGCAGCGUUGUGGAGCACAUCACCGGACGUCACCCCACCCUACCCUCCUUUUCUCUCCUCCAGGGUUUCCCUAGGAAACGCUUCGGGGAGGCAGAGCUCGCCUGCUCACUGCGCUCUCUCGGCCUCACGCCGAACGCCGCACUUUGUAUUCAGACCGCUCCUCCGGAGACUCCUCAGGACCCGCCGAGUCCUGCGGAUCCACCGUCAGCAGGUCCGAUUGAGCCAUCUCCCUGUGUUGUGCCUCCCCAGGAGGUAGAUAUCCUUGCUGUCCCGGAGAGGGUGGGAGACGAGGGCCCCGUUUUACCUCCUCCUCUGCCUAACCAGCUUUGGGAAGAGGCAGUGAAUUAUGCAGGGAUACCUGGAGCUGGCCCUGCGCUGCCUUGGCCUCACGUCUGGGGGCGCGGCCAGAGGAUGGUUCCUGGAAACGCUGAGGAUCCCGUCGUAGGAGCCGAGGAGGAAGAAGGAGGAGGAGAAGGAGAAGAAGAACCACCCCACAUGCCUAACGGAAUCCCCCGGCUGCCUUUCUUCCCGGAGAACAGGCAGCAGCAGAGGUUCGAGCCCUGGCACCACUGGCCGGGGCAAGGCAAUCGACUCAGAGCGGCUGCAGAAGAAGUCGCGGCUGACCCCGAGGACGCAGGAGGUCCGGUGGCGCCCGUCGCCGCAGGCCUGGCUGCAGUGGAGCGUCUUCAAAGAGCCGCACAGCAAGAGGACCCCCACGCCUCCCAGCAGGGACAGCCGUCCCCACCCAAAAGACCCUUCCGGCCACCGAACGUGCCGACCCUAUGUGCCUUGGCCAUCCGCGCGACUGUGCACCUAAUGACAGCUCCCAGCAUGCAGUACAGCAGCAGCCUGGCGUGCCUGACCCCGGAGCUGGCGGAGCUCCUGCUCAAAUACAUGUCCAGCGAGAGGCUGCUGCGUCCACGCACCCUCGAGCUCUUCUUCGGCUGCCCGAUGCAGAAGUUCGUCCUGAACUGCUACCCUUAUUCAACCAACGAGCUCCUGCGGCAGCUGCGGGCCUUCACGGCCCUGAAGCAUCUCAGUCUGGUCAACUCCCCUCUUAUCACAGACUCUGGCCUGUCAAUCCUGUCCAGCCUGGUCAAACUCCAGUACCUCAACCUGGCCUCCUGUAGCAAACUGACUGACUCCUGCCUGCAGUAUAUCACAGGUUUGAAGAGCCUGUGUUUCCUGUCCCUGGACCAGACCAAAGUCACAGAUGCUGGGAUGGUCCUGUACCUCCAGUCCGCUCCGUCCUGCCUCUCUCAGCUCAGCCUGAACCAGACGGCAGUGACCGAAGCCACGCUUGCCGUGCUCCCCGCCUGCGUGCCACAGCUGCGACUUCUCAGCAUCAAGCAAACUAAGGUCGGGGACGUGACAGCCCUGGCAGGGAUGUCCAGUCUGCAGACUCUCAACCUGGACGGGACAGGUGUGACAGAGGAGUCUCUGGAGCAUCUCGCCACGCACCCCUCCUUGUCUAGUCUCAGUUUAGGGGGAAUCCCCGUACUGGAUGGCAACCACGCUCUUCAGAUCAUCUCAGGUCUAAAGUUGACUCACCUCACCCUCCCUGGACGCCACUCGGUGACAGACAGCGGCUUGUCGUUCCUCUCCAGACUGUGUCUGCUCUCGGAGCUGGACCUGACGGACUACACACAAGUCACGGACCAGGGAGUCAGCCAGCUCUCCACCAUGACCAGUUUGAAGAAGCUGUCGCUUAGCAACACUCAGGUGACGGAUGCGGGGCUCCCCUCCCUGCGCGGCCUGAGGGAGCUGCAGGAACUGUGCUUGGACCGGACGGCCGUCACCAGCCGAGGAGUGGCUGAACUCAUCACCUGUCUGCCGCACCUCCAGGUGUUGGGGCUGGCCAGCACUCAAGUGGGAGACACAGUAGUGAAGAGAGGUCUGAUCCGCUGCAAUCAGCUUGUUAAACUCAAUCUGAGCCGCACGCGGAUCACAGACCACGGUCUGAAGAUCCUGAAACACAUGCAUCUCGCUCAGGUGAACCUGGACGGCACAGGUGUGACUCUGAUGGGCAUCGCCAGCCUCCUGUCUUUCACCAACAUCAGCAACAUCCGGGCCAGCCACACUCGCGCCAUUCCCCCCGACGAGGUCUCCGACGAGGAGUGGGAAGCCCAGUGAGCGUCGGCCGACGGGGGCGGGCCGGUCCAGACAUAGCGCACCCGAGCACGGCUCUGACACCUGCCGCCGCCGCUGCUGUUCCCUAAACACGCCGCCGCCCAGGCUCACCUGGAGACGGCGUCACCGAAAACACUCCUCCUUAUUGCACUGUUUCAACCGCAGCUAGUGCCACUAAUCUGUCAAUCACGCACGCUACGUUGAAACCUUAAACGGGAGCCCCGCGUCAUCAGCUCCUCCCUUCACGACGUUUACAUGUGUAGAAUUAAUCACUAUUUACCUGCAUACCAACACGCGCGACUCCACAUGUCUAACGUCGUGGUUGGGUUGCACCCAGAUUAGGCCGUUUCCUGUUUCAAAGUCAAGCAGAGCUCGGAUGCACAGUUAAAAAGUAAUCUAAUUUAAUUUAUUGAUCAGGACGACAUUCAGCUUCAUGUCCAGCGUCCUGAGAAAUUCAGAGAUAUCAUAAAACUCAUCGUUUUGCUCCUUCCGUCCCAAAAGGAGGAGCUGUCUUAAGAGUCAAAACCUCCUUGUAUGGAGGAUCACUCUUGAAGUUUAACUGUUUUUGGAUUUAUAAAUUAAUCCCGCUUUGGUGCAACCCCAUCCUCAAGCUUUUAAGCUUUACUCGCAGCCUCACAGGUCGGAGGCAUUUCUCUCCUGGUCGGCAAAACUGGCAAAAAAACAUAAACUUGACGUUACAAACAUAAUCUAUAACAGCAUGUGUUUUCAGACUGUAACGACUAACAGAAAGAAGUUUAACUAAAACCCGAGCUGGAUACAGUUUGUUUGGGAGGGAAAAAAAAAACCGAUGAGAUCUGCUUCUCAUCGAGUCCUGAACUGUAUUCGUGUCACAUUGGAUUUAUGAGAAGGAUUAAUAUUUUCUUUGUUAUCUUGAAUAUUAGAGUUGCAGUUUUAGUACGUGCAGACCCAGUAAAUGGCAAAGGUUUGGCCUACAGGAUGCUUGCCAUAUUAUUAGGUACGCUAGUGAAAAGGGAUGCAUGCUAAUAUAAUAGUCCUGCACUGAAUCAUCCUCCUUCACAGCUGUAGUGAUAAGUUUAUGAUAAUUUUUGCAGGAUGUUAACUGGAGUUAAGUGUUUGUUUUGCAUAGCACACUGACUGAAGCUGGGGUGUAAAGAUAAUGGAAACGUUCUGGUGCAACAAAACAAUUCAAGAGCAUUACAGACCACAGAUGAGUUAUGUUUAUAACAUCUGUGAAAUGCGUCACUUAUCACUUGUGUACCUAAUGAAGUGGCAGCAGACUAGAUCUGAGAAGCCUGUAUCUGUGUCUUACAAACGUUUAAUUGGCAUUAACAUGUCGAACAACAAAUAGUUUGACUUCCACAAUUUGACACGAACACAGCUUUUGUCAUUAGCUUUAGAAAAGAUGGCUGACUUAAUUCAUCAUGAUUUUAUGGACCGCCUGCAAAUUUGUUUUGACAAAUAGCAUCCUGGUGAUGGACUGGCCUCAGUUCAUUUUCUUUGUUAGUUAUACCAAUAAAGGCCAGUUAUUUUUUUGUUAUUAUUUUAGGAGCCCAGCCAUUUUCAGCUGUUUGUGAGCAGCAUAUACAGUUUAGUAUAAAGGCUGUAAUCUAACGUAUGAUCUAUGCAGCCACGUGGCUCACAGACAAAACCCAAAGCAACUUCAAUGUUUUUCCUUCUUGUUUACAGAGAUGUAAAGUAGUUUAUUUUCCCUAAAAACUUUUGAUUUUUGGAUACAAGCUCUGUAUUCGUUUACAAUUAACAAUAAAUUCUUCAAGCUAAA
Mugil cephalus (flathead mullet) is the source of this 4843-nucleotide messenger RNA. RefSeq lists its product as uncharacterized. The record is from RefSeq and is a predicted model, not a curated record. Gene Ontology annotation, molecular function: protein binding. The transcript is spliced from 17 exons. Bases 304 to 3084 code for a protein of 926 amino acids. NCBI's taxonomy places the organism in Eukaryota, Metazoa, Chordata, Actinopteri, Mugiliformes, Mugilidae.